Guillardia theta CCMP2712 is the source of this 3749-nucleotide messenger RNA. RefSeq lists its product as hypothetical. NCBI's taxonomy places the organism in Eukaryota, Cryptophyceae, Pyrenomonadales, Geminigeraceae. The record is from RefSeq and is a predicted model, not a curated record. The coding region runs from base 1 to 3672 and encodes 1223 amino acids. The transcript is spliced from 8 exons. Gene Ontology annotation, biological process: intracellular signal transduction; protein phosphorylation; cGMP biosynthetic process. Gene Ontology annotation, molecular function: peptide receptor activity; ATP binding; guanylate cyclase activity.
AUGGUUCUUCCUUCUCCUCGAUUACUUCCCCUCUUCCUUCUCGCCCUGACCGUUCUCUUUCCUUAUACUACUGUCGACGCCUCCUCCUGCCCAGCUCCUAACGUCACCCUCCCAAGUACAGUCACACAGUACUCCUAUAAAGUAGGCGUGCUCGCUAUCCGAGGCGUCGAUGCUGCCUACGAGCAGUUCAACCUCACCUUCGGAGAGUACCUCAACAGGAAGCUCGGAGACGUCUUCUAUCCUAAGAUCAGCUUCACCAUGGUACCUCUGAACUUCACCACCCUCUACACGUGGGUAGAGACCAAGUUCGUCGACUUCAUCUACGUCAACCCGUCUGCCUACUCCUGCAUCGAGUCUCAGUACGGAGCCUCGUCCUUGGUAAGCCAGAUAGGAGCGCAGAAGCUUGGCGACAAGACGUACGACUUCACCCUGUUUGGAGGCGUCAUCUUCGUCCGAGCCGACAGGACGGACAUCAAAACCAUCGCAGACCUCAAGGACAAGUCAAUUGCGGCGGCUUCGAUAUCCGGGCUGGGGUCGGGGCAAGCGCAGUUCCGCGUCAUGGUCGACAACGGCCUGAACUACAUCCAAGACCCUGCCCAGCUGGUCUUCACGUCCAACCAAGGUACUGUGGUCAACAUGGUGUACCAAAAGAAGGUCGACGUCGGCUUCGUACGCACCAACCAGAUCGAGCUGAUGGAGAGCGAGGGUAAGACGAAGAAGUCGUAUUUCCGGUAUCUGGCGCCAGUCAAGGUAUACGAGAACGGCCAGCCGUACCCUUUCGAGUCUUCGACGGUCUUGUAUCCCCAGUGGAACGUGGCGGCGCUCGAUCAUGUCAACUGGCUAGUGCAGCGAGAGGUGCAACGAGCUUUGAUGGAGAUGAAGGCGACGGACCCUGCCGCUAAGGCCAGUGGGUCAGCGGGAUGGAUCCCGACGCUGUCGUACAUGGAGCUAAGGAACAUGCAAGAGUCGCUGGACUUCAUCGCCAAGAACCCCGUCACGGGCCAGAUGGAGUGUAUCCGAGGUACAGCGAUCUAUGACUCCAUCGUAUGUCCCCCAGGAUACUUCAAGAAUAGCCCCCAGGAUGUAGCGGACGGAUGCUCAAGCCAGGGGCGAACGUGUCCGUCGGGGUCACAGUGUGUCUGCAAGCCUUGCACUCAGGCCUUCGACGUGGAUGUGUUCCAGGAAAUCAACAGCACUCAAGCUGCAGCAUAUGUCAAGAACAAGGUAGGAUGUCCCAAGAUGUCAGUGUGCGGCAUCACGUCGCAGAAGACUUCGGUUAUCUUCAGGGUGCUGGACAACCUUCAGAGAGCUAACCUGAACGUCAGCUUCAAGCUUCACACCUUGACUAUCCAGGAGGGCACGGCAGAGGCGCUGGGCAGCUAUCAGUACAGGUUGUCGCUGGACAUUGCGGAAAAGGGUCAAUGGCUGGUGGAAAUCUUCGCAGACGGCGUGCAGAUAUCACAGUCCCCGCUUUUCAUUGAAGUCAAAAGUCGUGACUGCGUGGCUGAGUACGGCACUCAUCAUAUUCCAACAGCACAAGGAGAAUGUGUUUGUGACAGUUACUCAGUUCGUUCGGGGUCUAAUUGUCUCAGCCUUGCCUGGUUCAUCCCUGUCAUCGUCGUUCCUGUUGUCUUGGUUUUGAUGGUUUUGGUCUGGCUCUGGCUGCAGCAUCAGAUCAGGAAACAAGACUCCCUGUGGCUGGUCAGGCCUGAUGAGCUUCAGUACAACAACCCCGUCGAGAUCCUUGGACGUGGCACCUUCGGACUUGUUGUGCAAGCUGAGUACAGAGGAACGACAGUAGCGGUCAAGAGGGUGAUCCCCCCGAAGAAGAACAAGGACCGCAAGAAAAGCUCAACAAACCAGGUUGUUCCUAACGCUGCACAUGCUAGUAUGGCUGCAGGACCGGGAUCGUCAAAACACUUCACUCGGGGAUCUUUGAAAGGAUUCUCUACCAAUGGUACAGGAUCUGUGAUGGGUCUGAGCUCGGGUUCUCAUAACAAAUCUUCUGACGAUGAUGAUGACAUGGAAUCUGGCCUCCUGUCUUUCUGCGUCUUCAAGAAGGACAAGCACGCCGAGCUCAAGGCUAACUUCGUCCAAGAAAUGCGUAUCCUCUCCAAGCUCCGCCACCCCUGCAUCACCACCGUCAUGGGCGCGAUCAUCGGAGACAGGAACACGGAGCCCAUGCUCAUCAUGGAGUGCAUGGAUCACGGGUCUCUGUACGACUUGCUCCACAACGAGACCAUGGUGAUCGAGGGGGAGACAAUCCUUCCCAUCCUCCGCGACAUCGCUCAGGGCGUGCGCUUCCUUCAUGCAGCAGACCCGCUCAUCGUCCAUGGCGAUCUCAAAGCACAGAACGUCCUGGUGGACUCAAAGUUCCGAGCCAAGGUCGCUGACUUCGGUCUCAGCCAGAAGAAGCAGCUGGGAGCUUGCGGCACUCCCUUGUGGAUGGCCCCCGAGCUGCUCAACGGAGGGACCAACACUCCGCAGACCGACGUGUAUGCCUUCGGCAUCGUGCUCGCAGAGGUGUACAGCCGCAGGGAUCCGUAUGAGGGAGAGGAUACCAGGACGGUGCUGGAGGAGGUGGCCGAUCUCAAACGGCCGGUGGACAAGCGUCCUGCCAUCCCUCCCGCGUGUCCCUCGGACGUGGUGAGCAUCAUGAAGGACUGCUGGCACAAGAACCCUGUCUUCCGCCCUCCCUUCGAGGAGGUCGAGCGCCGCCUGAAGGCUCUGGAUGCUCAGCAUGCCGGGCCAAUUUCGAGCUUGAUAUCAGGAUAUCAACCGCACAGGCCGUCAAAUGCUAGUGGAAAGUCGCACGAGGAGCUUCUAUACGACGUGUUCCCGCGUCACGUUGCAAACGCUCUGCGCGAAGGUCGCAAGGUCGAGCCUGAGCGCCGUGACAUGGUCACCAUCUUCUUCUCCGACAUCGUCGGCUUCACAACCAUCAGCAGCACCCUCGACCCCGUCAAGGUCUCCAACAUGCUCGACCGGCUCUACUCGGUCUUCGACCGCUUGUCCAGCACCUACGGCGUCUUCAAGGUCGAGACCAUCGGCGAUGCGUACAUGGCGGUGACCAACCUGGUGGAGGACCAGCCCUUCGACCACGCCUUGAGGAUCGCUCGCUUCGCCAUCGGAGCCAUCAAGGCUGCGCAGUCGACCCCCGUCGACCUUGACGAUCCUUCCAAGGGCACCGUGCAGAUCCGAGUCGGCUUCCACUGCGGGCCAGUGGUGGCCAACGUGGUGGGGACGAGGAACCUGCGAUACUGUCUCUUCGGAGACACGGUGAACACAGCUUCGCGCAUGGAGUCCAACUCCGAGGCUCUCAAGAUCCACUGCUCCGAGCGAGCUGCCGAGGUGCUCAAGAAACAGGCAGAGGGGACGGAAGUUCACCUGGUCCCUCGCGGCACGAUCCAAAUCAAAGGGAAGGGAGAGAUGAAGACGUUCUGGGUAGAGAGUUCUGUUUCUCCUCGAUACCUGGAAGGGAUCGAACCUGUCAAGAUGGAACCUGAACUCAAGACCAUCAAGGAGGCGAGCGAUGCUCCUGUAGGAAACCAGAAUGUUGAGAUUGCAGUGGAAAGAGGAGGGGAGGAAGAGAAGAUCGUGCAACCAGAUGAGGCCUCACUGGGGAAUGUGGAGAUAGGUCAGCAAGCUGCUGGAGUGGGACAGGUGCAUUGAGAAGUACCUCUCUUCGUUGAUGAGGGGGAAUAAGAUUGGGAGGCGAACGUGUUAAUAAAUGUAAGAGAAGAUGAUGA